CUUUUAAAAACUGCGACGAAACUUCUUCUUCUUCGUCUUCAGGUUGUUCCGUUUGCUUUUGCUUUCGUCAUCGAUUUACUCUGUCCCCCUUUUUGUUUCCUUUAAAGAUCAAAGGAAAGAGAGUUUUCAAAGGAAUUAUCAUCGGAUCUCAUAGUAAGAAUUCUUUUAAUGGUGUUUUAUAUUGUUGAAGCACCUUGGAAUUGGCUGCACCUGUUCUUGUAAGAAACUGUAACCUUUUGAGGCAUUAUGCAUGUCUGGCCUUGUGGACACCGCCAGUACGGUAGAAGAAGCACUCUCUCGUGCAGAAAGAACAAAAUCUCUUGAUGCCAUCAUUGACAAAGGUAACGGUUCUAUUCUAACUAAUGGUGACGCUGUCCAUAGUUCUGAAACUGCUGGAUUUCGAGUUGGAGAACUAUUGCUAUCAAAUGGGGAUUCAUAUUCUGGGUCAUUGCUCGGCAACAUGCCAGAGGGUCAAGGAAAGUAUGUUUGGCAAGAUGGUUGUGUGUAUGAGGGAGAAUGGAGACGUGGGAUGAGGAAUGGGACUGGCAAAAUACAAUGGCCUUCUGGAACUGUCUAUGAUGGUGAAUUCUCAGGUGGAUAUAUGCAUGGUACCGGAACAUAUAUUGGCUCUAAUAAAUUGACAUAUAAGGGGAGAUGGAAGUUGAAUCUCAAACAUGGUUUAGGAUUUCUAGUUUAUCCCAAUGGAGAUGAGUUUGAAGGUUCUUGGAUGCAGGGAACACCAGAAGGGCCUGGAAAAUAUACUUGGGCCAAUGGAAAUGUUUAUCUAGGGAAUGUGAAAGGUGGGAGAAUGUCUGGAAAAGGCACCCUCAUUUGGACAAACGGAGACUCGUUUGAAGGAAGCUGGUUGAAUGGAAUGAUGCACGGAUUCGGAGUGUAUACCUGGAGUGAUGGUGGUUGCUAUGUAGGAACUUGGACACGGGGUUUAAAGGAUGGGAAAGGAUCAUUUUAUCCCAAUGGCAGCCGGCUUCCUGCCUCACAAGAAGUUUACCUCAAUGCUCUCAGAAAAAGAGGAUUGCUACCAGAUUUGAGAAAGCAGAGCCAUUCACAUAUCCACCAUGCUGCUUCUGUAGACAUGGGAAAUGUCAAGGUUGGUGGCAACCGGGUAUCUAAUCGUAAUUCUGAUAAGCUAUCAGAAGGAAACUUAUUAAAUCUGCAGCAGUCUCGCAACAGAAAUGUUUCCUUGGCGAGACGUUGGAGUCUAGAGGUAUCCAUUGAAAAAGUGAUUGGUCAUGAUUCAUCAUUAGAAUUAUCUGAUUCUUUUAUGGAAGGAGAAAAAGGGAGCGAAACAAAUGCACCAAUCCUGGAACGUGAAUACAUGCAAGGUGUUCUAAUCAGUGAGCUUGUGUUGAAUAAUAGUUUUGCACCAGCCUCCCGAAGAGCAAAACGGAGGCAAAAAAGGUUAGCAAAAGAGGUUAAGAGGCCUGGUGAAACAAUCAUUAAAGGUCACAGGAGUUAUGAUUUAAUGCUCAGUUUGCAGCUUGGAAUCAGAUACACUGUGGGGAAAAUUACACCUGUACAAAGACGAGAGGUUAGAGCAUCAGAUUUUGGCCCCCGGGCAAGCUUUUGGAUGAAUUUUCCUAAGGUGGGAUCACAGUUGACACCUACCCAUCAAUCUGAUGAUUUUAAGUGGAAGGAUUACUGCCCAAUGGUUUUCAGGAACUUACGAGAGAUGUUCAAGAUUGAUGCUGCGGACUACAUGAUGUCCAUUUGCGGGAAUGAUGCUCUCAGGGAACUUUCUUCUCCCGGAAAAAGUGGUAGUAUCUUCUUUCUGUCUCAAGAUGAUCGUUUUAUGAUUAAGACGCUUCGGAAAUCUGAAGUAAAGGUUCUUCUAAGAAUGCUUCCCAACUAUCACCAUCACGUGAGGUCAUAUGAGAAUACACUCAUAACAAAGUUUUUUGGGCUUCACAGAAUCAAACCAUCAAGUGGUCAAAAGUUUCGCUUUGUUGUCAUGGGAAAUAUGUUUUGCACUGAGUUGAGGAUUCAUAGAAGAUUUGACUUGAAAGGAUCAUCAUUAGGGCGCUCUGCCGACAAUGUAGAAAUUGAUGAGAACACAACACUUAAAGAUUUGGAUCUCAAUUACUGCUUUUAUUUGGAGCCUUCUUGGCGAGAAGCUUUAUUAAGGCAAAUAGAGAUUGAUAGUAAAUUUUUGGAAGAACAAUGCAUUAUGGACUAUAGCCUUUUGCUUGGUGUGCAUUAUCGAGCACCUCAGCAUUUGAGGUCUCUCAUGGCCUACAACAGAGUGGACGGCCUAGGGAGUGUUGCAGAGGAAGAGGAGGAUGAAAUCUCCAACUACCCUCAAGGCCUUGUAUUGGUUCCUCGUGGAACAGACGACAGUAGUGUUGUUGCGGGUUCGCAUAUACGAGGUAGACGUUUGCGAGCAUCAGCUGCAGGUGAUGAGGAAGUAGAUCUUCUCCUUCCGGGUACAGCAAGAUUCCAGAUCCAGCUUGGUGUGAACAUGCCAGCGAGGGCUGAGCAGAUUCCUGGUAAAGAAGAAAACAUGUUCCAUGAAGCAUACGAUGUUGUCCUAUACCUGGGAAUCAUUGACAUUUUGCAAGAAUAUAACAUGACUAAGAAGAUUGAACAUGCCUAUAAGUCUCUUCAGUUUGAUUCUCUAUCCAUAUCGGCCGUCGACCCUACAUUCUACUCGAAACGGUUCUUGGAUUUCAUUCGGAAGGUAUUUCCUCCGAAUUCCAUGAAAACUUGAAAUAAUUUUGGGUUUACGGUGUCCAAUUGUUGUGAGAAAUGAAGUGAUUAGGGGAUGUAGGACACCAUUCCAAAUACCCUCUGAAUCAGUGUUGCCGAAAAUGCAUUGUUCAAGAUCGGCACUUGGGAGCGGGUUUUUAAUCAUGUUUAUAGUGAGUAUAGUUCCCUGCCAUUGUUUAUGAUAUACUCCUGGAACACAUUCGAUGCUUCGUACUAUCCUUUCGCACUUGUCAAAAUAAUGGAAAACAAAAGCAA
This is a messenger RNA of Hibiscus syriacus, 2979 nucleotides long. Its product is annotated as phosphatidylinositol 4-phosphate 5-kinase 9-like. Lineage: Eukaryota; Viridiplantae; Streptophyta; Magnoliopsida; Malvales; Malvaceae. Gene Ontology annotation, molecular function: ATP binding; 1-phosphatidylinositol-4-phosphate 5-kinase activity. Gene Ontology annotation, biological process: phosphatidylinositol metabolic process. Bases 251 to 2725 code for a protein of 824 amino acids. The transcript is spliced from 9 exons. The record is from RefSeq and is a predicted model, not a curated record.